This is a messenger RNA of Apodemus sylvaticus (European woodmouse), 261 nucleotides long. RefSeq names its product epididymal protein 13-like. The record is from RefSeq and is a predicted model, not a curated record. NCBI's taxonomy places the organism in Eukaryota, Metazoa, Chordata, Mammalia, Rodentia, Muridae. Bases 1 to 261 code for a protein of 86 amino acids. The transcript has 6 exons.
AUGCCGGCAGGAAUCCUGGGUCUGCUGAGCCUCCAAGUACUGAAUGAAGAAACAAGUAACUGCAAAGAAGAAGUGAAGCCUCCUCCAGCCACCACCACAGCCAGGGGACUUGUGAGGAGCAGCGGAUGGAACUUUCUGAGGUGUGCCUACAUGGUGAUAACGUUCUUCUUUGUGUCCUACAAUAAAGGAGACUGGUGUUACUGCCACUAUUGUAACCCGGACCUGGAUUUGAGAGAUGACCCCUGCUGUUCCUUCCAGUGA